UUAGUUUCGCGCAGAAAGUCAAACAUUUCGAAUCGAACUGAUUGUCGCGGCGCUCCUCGUGCCGCAACCGGUAGUGUACGCAGGUGAGACUCGCUAAUCGAACGUUGUGCGCGUGCUACGGAUUUGCAUAAAUAAUUUGGAAUUCUUCGGGGAAAACCCUUUGUUGUCGGUUCGUCAUGGGAAUAUCGCCGUUGAAGGUGCUGGUCGCUCUGGCUCUCCUGGUGUGUUUCGUUGCCGCUGUUAACGGUCGAGGCUGUCCAUGGGGGAAAGGCGUCUGCGUUCAGAAUCGGUACUGCCGAAGGACGACGCGAAACACACGGCAAUGGGGUCCGUUCCAUAAGUGCAACCUGGAGGAUGGCAAGCGCGGAAUUUGUUGCGAUAGGAAGGAAAUUCCCCUGGGCAAAACCUGCACUACGUCUACGGGUGGAUCGGGUUUGUGCAUGGCGGAAGACCAGUGCGGAGGCUACACGAGGGACUUUCUGUUGGGAAUUGUGAAUGAUGAUAGCUGGAGGCGCUGGUCGAAUGUGUGCUACGAGGAGGGCCAAUCGAAAUUCUACUGCUGUCCUGGGCAUUUACAGAAGCCUAUAGCGUCGGAUCAUUCAUCGAGGCAAGUUAAACGCUUGGAAAACGCGUUUCCAAGCUGCAUUCAAAAAAGAGAUCGUCAUGCCGGUCAUUGUGUGCCGAUGCGCCUUUGCGACAGAUUCGGGAGCAUGGUGUUGGAUAACCAACCACGCUUCAAGUACGAACAACUUCCACACCAUUACCGAUGCCAUUCGGAUGCCUCCGACAGCACUUCCAUGUGUUGUGCCCAUCCGAAACCGGCUCACGGCUUGAUCAGAUACGCAAAGGCCUGGAAGGUACACCCGGACAAUUGUGGCCUGAUUGGGACGCCCGAUCGAGUGCUGGCCGGUGAUGAAGCUGACCUCGGGGAGUUUCCAUGGAUGGCCAAUCUGAUGUCUUUUCAGCUCAAGAAUCCGAAAUCAAAACAUUCGGAAUCUAUCAAAACGACGGUCUGCAGCGGAUCGUUGAUCCACGCUCGGUACGUUCUGACGGCUGCGCAUUGUUUUACGCAAAAAAUUAAGCCGACUUCUGUCCGACUGGGAGAACAUGAUCUGAGCAAAGAGAAAGACUGCGUAGAGCAUGAUUGUGCUCAUUACACUGAAUAUAGGAUCAUGAAGUGGGUCAUGCAUGAAAACUACAAUAAAAAGCCAGGACAGUAUGACAUCGCCUUGGUUAAGUUGCACCAGCCGGCAAACAUCACUGUGGAUCGAAUCUACCCGAUUUGCCUGCCCGUAACGACGCAGUGGUUGAUGAUGAAACCCUCUGAGCUGAUUGCGUCCGGUUGGGGUCUUACGGAAAAUGGACGGCUUCCCGAUGUACUGAGGCAUGCCACUCUGCAGACUUUGAUGGAUCGGCCGUACUACUGUAAGAAAGAGCAAAUGAUUUGCGCACGUGGAUCCAAAGGGGAAACACAUUGUAGAGGUGACUCGGGUGGACCCUUGCAACAGGCCGUACCCUACGGGGAGCGGUAUCGAAUGGUACUUUUUGGAGUCAUCUCUGGGGGAGUUCACAAGUGUAGUGUGGAAGACAAAAAUGUGGGAGUAUCGGUUUCGGUGGCAUAUCAUAUUAAGUGGAUAUUGGAUAACAUGGAAAUUUAGUUUAAUAUGCGAAUCGAAUUGCACAGGCAAAUCUUAAGGUAUUGUUAAGCUACAGUAACAAGGUCUGAGGUCAAGCUCGU
Aedes albopictus (Asian tiger mosquito) is the source of this 1738-nucleotide messenger RNA. Its product is annotated as serine protease grass. Gene Ontology annotation, molecular function: serine-type endopeptidase activity. Bases 177 to 1658 code for a protein of 493 amino acids. Lineage: Eukaryota; Metazoa; Arthropoda; Insecta; Diptera; Culicidae. The transcript is spliced from 4 exons. The record is from RefSeq and is a predicted model, not a curated record. Gene Ontology annotation, biological process: proteolysis.